Molecule: messenger RNA, 1829 nt
Organism: Tachysurus fulvidraco (yellow catfish)
Lineage: Eukaryota; Metazoa; Chordata; Actinopteri; Siluriformes; Bagridae
Product: fibulin-7-like
Exons: 7
Coding region: 1-1203 (400 amino acids)
Molecular function (GO): calcium ion binding
Source: RefSeq, a predicted model, not a curated record
AUGUAUAGCGGCGGACUAUUUUUGAUCCUUUUUAUCCCAUGCCAAAUGCUCGGAUCUCAGAGCCAGGAGUGUGAGAGCAGGCAGGACAUCCAGAGCACUCUACAACAUGUUCAUAAGCUGCUCUCAGUGCACGAGACCUCCUUCUUACAGAGUGUACGCAGCCUGCGCAAGAAACUCAACCUGCUAUACAACAGCACAGUCAAACACAGCAGCAACUUCAGCACAGACAAGAACAGCACACAAAUAUGUCUGCCUCCAAACCCACCAGCCAACGGCAGGAUGCUGGGCCAAGUGUUCAGAGUGGGCCAUGAAGUUCACUUCCUCUGCAACCCUGGUUUCCAGCUGACCGGGCCAGAGACUAGGGAGUGUCUGGAUUCCCUCAGAUGGAGUGGAGAAGAGCCAAACUGCCAGAGGGCAGAUGAUGGACCACACGAUAACACCACUUCCUCUUUUCUAUCCACCUCCGCCUACGUGCGUCCCUCCCGCUGUAUAAAGUUCCGAGGCUCGACGCACUGCACGUGUCAGCAAGGCUACAGCAUCUCCAGCCAGGACAGUGGUUUAUGCACAGACAUGGAUGAAUGCGAGCUCUUCCCUAAGUCCCAACCGGGCCGUCUAUGUUUGCACACGUGCGUGAACACGGCUGGGAGCUUCUACUGCCAAUGUCCCUCUGGCUACGCCGUCAGCAAAGACACCAGGGGCUGCCAAGAUAUUGACGAGUGUGAGACAGGAGCUCACAAUUGUACCAAAGAUCACGUGUGUGUGAACACAUUUGGAGGUCACAGAUGCGUGUCUGUCGAAUGCCCUCCCUUCCGCAAUGCCUCCUACAUCAAGACCUCGCCUCUGCAAUGUGAGCGUAACCCGUGUGUCCAGGGGAACAAAGCUUGUCUCCAGGCUCCUGUCUCCAUCAGCUUUCACUUCAUGUCAGUGGUGUCCAACAUGAGCACACCCCGCCUCCUGUUCCGGGUUUCUGCGGCCCGUCUUCUGGGAGACGCCCUGCGCUUUGGGCUGCUGAGAAAUCGGGGCAUGGGGCAUUUUACCGUUCAGCGCUCGAGCAAACAGAGUGGGGAUCUGCUGCUGGUGGAGUCGGUGGAAGGUCCCGCUACGCUGGAAGCUGAGGUGGAGAUGAGCGAGCUGGAGAGGAGAACACUGCUGGGAAGAUAUGUUACAAAGAUUACACUCUUCGUGUCUCCAUACAGCUUCUAAAACCCAGAGUAAAGAGGAAACAGACUGGAGAAUAAAGUGAACACCACAGGAACUAAAAUGUAGUAACAGAUUUUCAGUCCAGACAAAUCAAAACUCUUUAUUUGGAUUUUCUUUUCUUAUGCAUUUUUUUAUGCAUUAAAUUUGACGAGCUAGCGUUAUAUCAUACUCGUGUGUAUUUCAUCUCACUUUAAAAAUCCUUCACAUUAUUCUGAACUACCAUAAAAUCAAUCACAGACAUCCUGUGGAAGGAGAAGCAGUGUCUCCACAGACAGACGGGCUGAAAAGAAAUGUUUCCCACCAAAAAAUAUGUUUCACCCUAAUGACAGAAUGCCAAGGCAGGACCUCACAGACCUGUAACUCAAUGCACAUCAUUUAACUGUGUGCAGCUAUAAAAAGUGUUCAAACACAGAAGUGGCGCUCUCUCACACACACACACAAACUCAGACAGACACACUCAGAGACACAAACUCCGACACAAACACAGACAGAUAGAGACAGACACACACAAACACAGACAGACAGACACAGAGAGACACACAGAAACACAAACAGAUACAGACGAACACAGAGACAGACGGACACAGACACUCAAGACACAAACACCGACAGAUAUACAGACAGACACA